This is a messenger RNA of Cornus florida, 1821 nucleotides long. RefSeq lists its product as uncharacterized. The transcript is spliced from 3 exons. Gene Ontology annotation, molecular function: protein-folding chaperone binding. The record is from RefSeq and is a predicted model, not a curated record. Gene Ontology annotation, cellular component: cytosol. Lineage: Eukaryota; Viridiplantae; Streptophyta; Magnoliopsida; Cornales; Cornaceae. Bases 498 to 1502 code for a protein of 334 amino acids.
AUUCGGUGUAAUUAGAAAACACAAAUCCUCCAAUAAAUGCGCUGCUCUUCUGAUGAUCAAUUAGAGAGGCUCUAAUUGCAUCACUCAUUUCCAUUCUCUCACUCUCUUCUCUGUAUAGAUCUUCUUUCUUUUUGAUUCGUUUUAAUGAAACCCAUUACACAAUUUGUUUCAUUUCUCAAUUUUUAAUAUAUAUGUACAUAUAUAUAUGUAUAUAUAUGUUUUUUCUUCUUCUUUUUUUCUCCCGAUUCGGAGUGUGUGAUUUUUGAGAGGAGACAAUUGAGUUCUGGUUUGAUUUGUGAAGAAAUAGAUAGCUUUAAAUUGAUUUGAUUGCAAUUUGUGUUUAAUUUAGAGAGAGAAAGAGAGAGGUGAUAGAAGGUUUUCGUUUCGUGAUCAGUUAGAAAUUGAAUUGAGAGAAUUUUUAUUGAUUGUUUAGAUUGUAUAGAUUUUGAUUUGGGUUAUAUAUAUACGUAUAUAUAUAGUUAUAUACAUAUCAGAAAAUGGGGGUGGAUUAUUACAAUAUAUUGAAGGUGAACAGGAAUGCGACGGAUGAUGAUCUGAAGAAGUCUUACAGGAGAUUGGCCAUGAAAUGGCAUCCCGAUAAAAACCCAAACAACAAAAAGGAAGCUGAAGCCAAAUUCAAACAAAUCUCUGAAGCUUAUGAUGUCUUGAGCGAUCCACAAAAGAGGUCAAUUUAUGAUCAGUAUGGGGAAGAAGGUUUGAAAGACAUGCCACCACCUGGUUCUAGUGGCAGUGGUGGAUUUCCAAAUGGGUUCAAUCCUCGAGAUGCAGAGGACAUCUUUGCAGAAUUCUUUGGCAGUAGUCCUUUUGGAUUUGGGUCAGCAGGAGCUGCAAAGUCCUCGAGGUUUCAGUCAGAUGGAGGUGGGACAUUUGGGGGAUUCGGUGGGAGUGAGAACAUGUUUCGAUCAUAUAGCGAUGGAAGUGGAGCAAGCAUGCCAAAGAAGCCGCCACCAGUGGAGAGCAAAUUGCCUUGCAGCCUUGAGGAACUUUACAAUGGAUCAACAAGAAAAAUGAAGAUAUCUAGAACAGUGGCUGAUGCCAACGGACGGUUAGUACCAGAAACGGAGAUAUUAACCAUUGAUGUGAAACCUGGAUGGAAGAAGGGAACAAAGAUCACUUUUCCAGAUAAAGGGAAUGAGCAAGUGAACCAGCUUCCUGCAGACCUUGUAUUUGUGAUUGAUGAGAAGCCCCACAAUUUGUACAAGAGGGACAGCAACGACCUCAUCAUUACCCAUAGGGUGACAUUGGCGGAGGCUCUGGCAGGGACCACGGUAAAUCUUACUACACUUGAUGGACGUAAUUUGUCGAUCCCAGUAAAUGACAUUGUGAGUCCCGGUUAUGAGCUCGUGAUUGCCAGGGAAGGCAUGCCAAUCGCGAAGGAGCCUGGUAAUAGAGGUGAUUUGAGGAUCGAGUUUGAAGUUAAGUUCCCAACUAGAUUGACACAGGAGCAACGAGCAGCGCUCAGGCGUGCCUUAGGAGGGUAGUAGCUCAGCUUUUGCCAUCCAUACUGCUGAAAGAAGGAACAUCUUUUCAAUGCCAUGGGGAGCACCCAUUAGAAGAAGAGUUUGGCUUAUCAAAAGAUGAGGUGCCCAAGUCGUGGUUUGUUUUAUGUUUUACUUUCUGCUAUUACCAACAAAAUGUCUAGCAAUCCAUAUAUAUAUAUAUAUAUAUAUAUAUAUAUUUUGCCAAUCCUUCUGUUUUUUUUUUUUUUUUAGGGGUGGUGAGAAUUUUCAUUGUUUUAUGUAAUUUAUUUACUUUUUGGUAUAGAUUCAUUCAGUUAUACUGUAAGCCUCUUUGAUUCCA